This is a messenger RNA of Dendronephthya gigantea, 765 nucleotides long. RefSeq lists its product as uncharacterized. The record is from RefSeq and is a predicted model, not a curated record. The coding region runs from base 34 to 765 and encodes 243 amino acids. The transcript is spliced from 2 exons. Lineage: Eukaryota; Metazoa; Cnidaria; Anthozoa; Malacalcyonacea; Nephtheidae.
CGCAAAAGACAGAGCUCCUUUAAAGUUGAAAGAAUGCCACCCGUGCGUCGUUCUAAGCGGGUCGCCGCUCCAUCAGCCGUUUUGCGAGAGUCUGUUCAGAACCAACCAACAACAUCUCGCCGAACUCGAAGUUCGCCCAAUGCUGUAUCUGUUGGUGCCACCCCGUCAACGUCAACUGUGCCCGUGAGUGAUGUGGCUUUGCCCUCUUUUUCGAGUGAGCUUAUCUCAACACUGGUGUCUUCGGUUACCGAGGCAGUCACGCAAAAGUUAGCUGGCUUCUUACCAACCUCUGCGUCUUCAACAUCCACAAUGGCGUCUGCCCCAACAGAUUCUACCUCUGGAAUCGAAAUCUCAAACCAGGGUCCCAAUGCAGAUUCUCUGGUCAACGACGCGCUCACGUCCAUACAAGAAAACCUUACAGGUCAGACCACUCCUUUUUCUCUUCCAUGUUCAAGUGCUUCGGGUCCACGGGAAUCGUUCCACUCUGCCGCUUUGCCUCUUGAUGCGCGGAUUCCGGAUAAAAUAAAGUUUAAAAUAUGGAAUGAGGAGUUUGUCGAUAUAAGUACUUUGUCAGGUGGCCCAGACGCGGCCGCUAAAUACGAGAUUAGUGUACGGACCUCUGACAACGGUCAACCUGCUUCUUUCUUCUUGAGCCGGCUGCGAAAUCCAAAAGGGUCAAAACUAUUAGCGAUUGGCUUCGUUCGUUUCAUAUUUUUGUUUCCAUUUAUACACAACGGUACCCUCAUGAGUCCCCCGCGCUCAUGA